Aspergillus versicolor CBS 583.65 is the source of this 2457-nucleotide messenger RNA. RefSeq lists its product as uncharacterized. The record is from RefSeq and is a predicted model, not a curated record. Bases 494 to 2023 code for a protein of 509 amino acids. NCBI's taxonomy places the organism in Eukaryota, Fungi, Ascomycota, Eurotiomycetes, Eurotiales, Aspergillaceae. The transcript is spliced from 2 exons.
GGAAAAAAAAGAAAAAAAAAAAAAAAAUUAGGAACAAAAAAGGCGAGGAGAGUCUCGACAGCCAACGGUCGACUAGACAUUUCUCUUACUGGUCUCAUUAUUCAUGGGAAGUUUGUCUCGUUGCUGACCCUGCCUCGCUCAUCUCCGCUGUCAGUCGUCACUCUACAGUCUCCCUUCCCAGAGUUGUUCCCCCUUCCAUCCAUCCAUCCUCUCCCAUUCCCUCCUGUCUCAGUCCCCCAUCCAUCUUCCCUCCUCUUUCCUCCCACCUCCCCUUUGUGUUAUUAGUAUCAAUAUCUUUACCUUAUCCUUAUCCUUUUUAUUACUAUUACUAUUUAUUAUUCAUAUCCGCAUACACUUUCCUUAUUGUCUAGACUGUUGCCUGUGUUUUGUUUAAUCUGCUUGUACUUUCUGCCUGUUUGAUCUACUAUAUUCCGACUCCUAUUAUUCCGCCUCCCUCCGCCUCUCCCACGCGCCUCUCUUUCCCAACCACAUCAUGCCCUACAAUACUCGUCGCAAGUCCUUGUCUCUUCCGCUACUGGGCAUUCAUCUUCCAAACACAUCUCGUCGCUCUCCUUCAACCUCAAAGCCGGUUCACGCGACCGACGAGAAUACUCCUUCCAAAAGGGUAAAGAGAUCGCACGACUCAGACUCGUCGUCGCCAGAGCCGAUAGAACAGGGCACAAACACCAAACGACACACGAAUACUGUUCGCCCGUCUGGUCGACGUGCGACACUGGAACAAACACCUCCUUUAUCGCCCUCUGAUGGCGGUGUCGCACCCAAGAUCGACCUUGAAGGGAUCAACGACGACAUCGUGGUUGGUGUGAUUGAGCAGUUGGAAAAGACCGCCAAUCGCCCUCACCUGGUCAAAGAGCUGGCUGCGGUCCUCAUCACCUUCAACGACAAUGUGGCGAACUCUGCAAACCCUGCUGCGCUACUCUCCUCCCGUCUGAGCGCUUACAUGAAGCGCCCAUGGACAGCGCUAGCGCCGUGUCCUUUGGCAAAGGAGCUCAUUCCGAUACACCCUCGCAAGGUGUAUUACUAUCUCACAACUCAUGCUCGCCAGCCUAUACCAGAGAGUUCCGACGAUGUCAUUAUACCCGGUAUCGAAGGCAAAGCCUCGACGCCUAGUGUAUCCAGUGUAGACGACGACGAGGAUUCUCUGGCGCGGCAGCGCUCUCCAAGCCCCGAGGUUGAUUUGUCUUCUCCUGAUUUCGAGGAAGGAGACAUUGACUUGGAUGCUUGUGGCGGAUCCGGUAGCGCGAGACACAGCCCGGAAUUCCCUGACCAUCGCCACACGCGCGUGGUUCACUCACAUCGUGCGGCCUCUCCACCACUGGAGGGCGACGAGAAGGAGUUUACGCAAACGGCUAGCGCUGUUCGCGAGCGGGCCUCCGAGCAAAAAACCAGCCAACUUGCGCAAGCUAAGGGUGGAUACUCGGCCCUCACAGAGGCCCUCCAAGGGUUGGACGACAUGAGUAUGAGCAUCUCAGGAACACCUGUUGAUGGCAGCCCUCUCUCCUCUCUUGGGGACGAUGAAAUGUCCCAAAGUCAGGAUAAUUAUUUUUCUCCUGAGGACCAUGAAUCGCACUCCUCUCUCGAAGAACAGCUGCAACUGCAGGAUCUUGAUGAAACCGCUGCAACUGCCCUGUUCGGCACCUCUCCUUCUCCUUCACUCACAUCCGUUGCGUUGUCCGUCUCGUCUGGCACGAGCGCAGCUUCGGAUGAUGGUUCGGAUAUUGAGAGCGGGCCCGGCUCUCUCGGAAAUGCUCCGCGUAUCGCUCUUCCGGAAGAUCCGAGCCUGGCGCGUAUGUCGACACUCAAGAGGUCAAUAGACAUGCUAGACGAUGAAAUCCCUGACCUAGACAUGGGAAUGGCGGAUUUCGCAGAGGACAAAGUAGCUGUGAAUGCUAUGAUGCCGCUGAACCUCUCGUCUGAGAUGGUUCUCGAUUCUUGGCGGGAGUUACAAAGUCCGGAAAGCGUGGACGUCGACGAACUCGAUGAGAUGUUCGGCGAGAUCUAACCGCCAAGUUCUUUCUACCUGCACUCUGCUCAGAGCCGUCUACUCUGAUCAUCUCCGCUCAUGGCACAAUUUGACCUUUCUUGAGACCGAAACAUAUUGCUCUCUCGACAUGCGAUCUGUCUGAUUUAAUGUUAUAUUUGUUUAAUCUUGCGUUGUUGUCUACGCAGCUGCGUUCAAUUCUUGUGGCGGGUGCCCAUCUUUCGCUUGUACAUAUAAUUUGCUCACCCCUCUCUCUCACUUGAUUCCCAAUAUGCCUUGUUCUGAUUAUGAUACAUACUUGGUCGGUUAUGGUCUUGGCGGUUUUUUUAUUUGGCGUGGUGAAAAAGCAAUGCUGCUUACGCAAGAGGGAAAAGCUGGAGGAGGAUACAACAAUACAACAGAGGAAAACGUUUUAAGAUGAUUAGUCAAUAUUGAUGGUACAGUCCCGAGUAAUG